CGCAACGGCAGAUCACGCCUCAGAUUCGAGAGGAGCGUCUCUUGAAGUGAAGCGGAGCUUAUUUGACACGAGCGGACGUUCUGACAGGUAUCCUGACCGCAUUGCUGCAGCCAUGUCGGGGAAAGCGCCUGCGAUAGGCAUUGACUUGGGCACCACGUACUCCUGCGUCGGAGUUUUCCAGCAUGGGAAGGUGGAGAUCAUCGCCAACGACCAAGGCAACCGCACCACUCCCAGCUAUGUGGCCUUCACGGACACGGAGCGCCUCAUCGGGGACGCAGCCAAGAACCAGGUGGCUAUGAACCCCAACAACACCAUCUUCGACGCCAAGCGCCUCAUUGGUCGCAAGUUUGAUGACUCCACGGUGCAGUCCGACAUGAAGCACUGGCCCUUCCGUGUGGUGAGUGAAGGUGGGAAGCCCAAAGUACAGGUGGAGUACAAGGGGGAGAACAAGACCUUCUUCCCUGAGGAGAUUUCCUCCAUGGUCUUGACCAAGAUGAAAGAAAUUGCUGAGGCUUACCUGGGCCGUAAAGUCCAGAGUGCUGUCAUCACUGUGCCUGCCUACUUCAAUGAUUCGCAGCGCCAAGCCACCAAGGAUGCAGGCACCAUCACGGGCCUCAAUGUACUGCGCAUUAUUAAUGAGCCCACUGCUGCAGCCAUUGCCUAUGGCUUGGAUAAAAAAGGCAGCGGAGCUGGGGAGAAGAAUGUGCUCAUUUUUGACCUAGGGGGUGGCACCUUUGAUGUCUCCAUCUUGACCAUUGAAGAUGGCAUCUUUGAGGUGAAAUCUACAGCUGGCGACACUCACCUGGGUGGUGAGGACUUUGAUAACCGCAUGGUGAGCCACUUUGUGGAGGAAUUCAAGCGCAAGCAUAAGCGUGACAUCGCGGGCAACAAGAGGGCUGUUCGGCGACUCCGUACUGCUUGUGAGCGUGCCAAACGUACCCUGAGCUCCUCGACCCAGGCCUCCAUUGAGAUUGACUCCCUGUUUGAUGGGAUUGACUUCUACACGUCUAUCACCCGUGCCCGCUUUGAAGAACUCAAUGCUGACCUCUUCCGUGGCACACUGGAGCCAGUGGAGAAGGCCCUGCGGGAUGCAAAGCUAGACAAAGGACAAAUCAAUGAGAUUGUGCUGGUUGGGGGUUCCACCCGUAUCCCCAAGAUCCAGAAACUGCUGCAGGACUUCUUUAAUGGCAAAGAACUCAACAAAAGCAUCAAUCCUGAUGAAGCUGUGGCCUAUGGUGCUGCUGUGCAGGCUGCAAUCCUGAUGGGUGACAAGUCAGAGAAUGUGCAGGACCUGCUGCUGCUUGAUGUAGCACCGCUGUCGCUGGGCAUUGAAACAGCUGGCGGUGUGAUGACUGCCUUGAUCAAACGCAACACCACUAUUCCCACCAAGCAGACACAGACUUUUACUACUUAUUCCGACAACCAGAGCAGUGUGCUGGUGCAGGUGUAUGAAGGAGAGCGGGCCAUGACCAAGGACAAUAACCUGUUGGGAAAGUUUGACCUGACAGGUAUCCCACCGGCACCCCGUGGUGUGCCCCAGAUUGAGGUCACUUUUGACAUUGAUGCAAAUGGCAUCCUCAAUGUCACAGCUGUAGACAAGAGCACAGGCAAAGAGAACAAGAUCACAAUUACUAAUGACAAGGGCCGCCUCAGCAAGGAUGACAUUGAUCGUAUGGUGCAGGAAGCCGAGCGUUACAAGGCAGAAGAUGAAUCCAACCGGGAGCGAGUGGUCGCCAAGAAUGCCUUGGAGUCCUAUGCCUAUAACAUCAAACAGACCGUGGAAGAUGACAAGCUGAAAGGCAAGAUCAGUGAGCAAGACAAGCAGAGGGUGCUUGAGAAGUGCCAGGAGGUGAUCAGCUGGCUCGAUCGCAACCAGAUGGCUGAGAAGGACGAGUUUGAGCACAAGCAGAAGGAGCUGGAGAAGCUUUGCAACCCCAUCAUUGCCAAAUUAUACCAGGGGGCUGGAGCUGCAGGUGCUGGUGCUCCAGGCGGUGGACCCACCAUUGAAGAAGUGGACUAAACUGCCCUGGACUGGACUGUGGGAGCACUUGCUACUUGCUCUUUUGUUUUCUCAAUUCAGUCAGUGCCAUUGCUGGAGGGGCUUUCCUGUGGAGGGUGUGGGAGGAAGCAUUAACUUUUUCUCUACUUUCCCAAGGGAAGCACAGCCAACUUCAAGUUUGUUGCAAAUAACAUUUGUCUUAGUAUUCUGAUACCCAUGCUUGUUGGUGGAUUUUUGUUUCAUGUUCACUGUUUUUUAAGUAUCCACCUAAAUGGUACAAUUGAGAGGGGGAAACAUUUCAAGAGCACAUGGAGUUGUUAAAUAUCUUUAAAAAAUGUUUCACUUUCUGUGAGUUUGGUCUGGUUAUUUUGAAUUUUUGGUAAUAAAAGUUAAUUAAAGCAUAA
This is a messenger RNA of Varanus komodoensis (Komodo dragon), 2403 nucleotides long. It is a transcript of the gene HSPA2, whose product is annotated as heat shock protein family A (Hsp70) member 2. Gene Ontology annotation, cellular component: cytosol; nucleus; plasma membrane. The record is from RefSeq and is a predicted model, not a curated record. NCBI's taxonomy places the organism in Eukaryota, Metazoa, Chordata, Lepidosauria, Squamata, Varanidae. Gene Ontology annotation, molecular function: ATP binding; heat shock protein binding; misfolded protein binding. The coding region runs from base 113 to 2020 and encodes 635 amino acids. The transcript has a single exon. Gene Ontology annotation, biological process: vesicle-mediated transport; cellular response to unfolded protein; protein refolding.